Messenger RNA from Microdochium trichocladiopsis, 1215 nucleotides. RefSeq lists its product as uncharacterized. The transcript is spliced from 4 exons. Bases 1 to 1215 code for a protein of 404 amino acids. Lineage: Eukaryota; Fungi; Ascomycota; Sordariomycetes; Xylariales; Microdochiaceae. The record is from RefSeq and is a predicted model, not a curated record. Gene Ontology annotation, molecular function: electron-transferring-flavoprotein dehydrogenase activity; flavin adenine dinucleotide binding. Gene Ontology annotation, cellular component: cytoplasm.
AUGGCGACAACAUACAAGGUGCUCGUGGCUGGGUGCAGCUAUGCUGGCUUGUCCGCAAGCGUACACCUUCUUGACCAGUGCGACACCAUGAGCUCACCAAUCUCGGUGGAAAUAACGAUAGUGGAUGAACGUGACGGCUUCUAUCAUCUCAUCGGCUCGCCCCUUGCGCUGGCCGACAGCAAAUUCGCCGAGAAGGCCUGGGUCGAAUUCAAGGACAUUAAGGCCUUGCAACGACCAAACGUCACCUUUGUCCAGGGGUCGGUCAACAAUGUCGACUGUUUCAACAAGACCGCCACGAUUCUCGAGCGGGAAACACAAAAGACGAGGACGGAGACAUAUGACUACUUUGUAACCGCCACUGGCCUGCGAAGACCGUGGCCAGUAGUACCGCAGGCUGCGACCCGCAAGGAGUAUCUCGAGCAAGCCAACAAGCACAUCGACUCCGUGUACAGCAACACAGCCCCAGUACUGGUAGUCGGAGGCGGAGCCGUGGGUAUCGAGAUGGCCGCCGAGCUCAAGCACGUCAAGCCCGACCUCCGCGUGAUCCUCGCGCACUCGCGCUCGCAGCUCAUGUCCGCCGAGCCGAUCCCGGACAGCGCGCGGGAAUGCGUCCUCGACGCGGUGGUCCGCGGCGGCGUCGAGGUGCUCCUGAACCACAGGCUCAAGUCUCAGACUCCCGUCACCACGCCCGCAGGCGCGCCGGCCCAGCAGGUCGAGUUUGAGAACGGCCACACCAUGCUCGCGAGCGAGGUCAUCUUCGCCGUGUCCAAGAGCAUCCCGUCCACGACGUUCCUCCCCGUCGACGCGCUCAGCGAGGACGGCUAUGUCAAUAUCCUGCCCAGUCUCCAGUUCCAGCCUUUCCCGAGCGGAGGCGAGACUGCCCCCACCACAAGCAUCACGAGGCGCCACUUUGCCGUCGGAGACGUCAUCAACUGGUCCGGCAUCAAGCGCUGCGGCGCGGCCAUGCACACGGGCAAGUUCGCGGGCCUCAACAUGUACCACCUCAUGCUGGAGGACGUGACGGGCAAGGCGCCCGAGCUGUUUGAGCUCGACCCGAUCCCGCCGAUGAUUGCGAUCGCCGUGGGCGGCGAGGCCGUCGCGUACGGGCCUGAGGGGAUGAGCCACGGCCCGCAGAUCAUGAGGUCGUACUUUGAGGAGGAUCUGGGCUUCAGGAUCUGCUGGGACCACAUGCGUCUUGGAGAGGUCAAGGCAUGA